Messenger RNA from Lactuca virosa, 3616 nucleotides. The record is from the annotation of a GenBank genome assembly. NCBI's taxonomy places the organism in Eukaryota, Viridiplantae, Streptophyta, Magnoliopsida, Asterales, Asteraceae.
CAAUGAUGUCAUCAAAUAUUGGUAAAACAAUGAUGUCCGAAAUUCCCCACCCCCAAAAUUUCAAAUUCAAAAGGCUCAAACCAAAAAGAGUUGCACCUCACGCCUCUAAAACAGCAUCUCUUCAAUUUAGGUUUUUUACCCAGAUUACAAAUUCCUAUUGAAUGGAAGGUGCAACAAUGAUGUCUGAAACAUCCAACGAAGACGACGAACCUCAAAUCUCUGAAUAUUCGGCCCAAGAAAGUAUCGCAGCUUUAGAAGUUGAGGGAAACCGGAAGCGUAAAGCAUCUAGUUGUGAUUUUGAUUCACAAAACCCCUUUAGUUCGCAGAGUGAUUACACGCAUGAAGGCGACAAAGGAACCCCGAUUAUUACUGACCUGCUUCAGGCUGGUGGUGUUUUUGACUGGGAGAAAAAGAUGAGUGCAGUUUCUUCGAUGGACGAAGAUGACGACCUAUCCUUCGAUCACAUGGUUUGUGAUUCAAGCUCCAAGCUAAUUCCAAAUGGAUUUAUGAGGUCAGACAGUACAGACCUUGUGAUGUUCGUAAAUGCUGGAGCAGAAACCAUGAUUGAAUCUGAUUCAGAUAUAAAGUUUGAGGCUGAUAACUUCUUUGAAGGAGGAGAUACAUUUCAAACUAACGAGUGUAUGACUGAUGGUGGUGAUUUUCUCUUCAUUUAUCACACAGCAAGAUUAGGAAACUUCCAUUACCGAUUUAACAAUCUAACUGAGGGAUAUUACUACAUUGAUCUUCACUUUGUUGAAAUGAUAAACACAUUUGGUCCUAAAGGGAUGAGAGUGUUCAAUGUAUUCUUGCAGGAUGAAAAGGUUCUCUCAGAUUUUGACAUCUUCUCUGUGGUUGGAGCUAAUAAGCCUUUGCAGCUGGUUGACUUAAGAGUUUCUGUUAAGAACAAUGAAGCAAUUGUAAUUCGAUUUGAAGGCAUAAUUGGUAGUCCUUUAGUUAGUGGUAUCUGCAUUAGAAGAGCACCUAAAUUACAAGAUUCUGAUGUGAAACAUGAAUUUCUAAGAUGUCAAAACUGUGCUACUGAGAUAGAAGUCCAUUCAGCUCAGAAAAAAAGGAUGCGAAAAGAAUCAGUAGAAAAAUAUGAAAAGAGGAUACAAGAGUUGACUAGUCAAUGCCAAAACAAGAGUGAAGAAUGUUAUCAAGCUUGGAUGGAUUUAACUGCAACAAAUGAGCAACUGGAGAAGGUUCGAAUGGAACUUGAUAAUAAGUUCUUUGAGUCAUGCACUUUUGAUCAAACGAUGGAAAAACAAUCUGAAAAGAUAAAGGAUAUAUCAAGUAGAUAUGAGCACGACAAGAAGAUUUGGUCAACAGCAGUCAAAGAGUUAUCAGACAAAAUAACUGUGUUGAAGCAAGAUCAUGCUAAGUUGUCUCUUGAAGCACACGAAUGUGUUGACUCAGUUCCUGAUCUAGCAAAUAUGGUUUCUGCAGUUCAAUCUUUGGUUUCCAUGUGUGAGGAUCUUAAAGUGAAGUACAGUGAAGAACAAGCGAAAAGAAGAAAGCUUCAUAAUCAAGUUGAAGAUGCAAAAGGAAACAUAAGAGUUUUUUGCCGAUGUCGUCCAUUAAACAAAUCGGAAGCUUCGUCGGGUUGUUCAACGGUUGUAGACUUCAAUACAGCUUCAGAUGGAGUUCUCGGAGUUUUAACCACUGGUUCGACAUCCACAAAGAAGACCUUCAAAUUCGAUUGCGUUUUCACACCAAAAGACAAUCAAGAUGACGUUUUCGCGCAAGCUUCACCACUUGUAACUUCCGUUUUGGACGGAUACAACGUAUGCAUAUUUGCGUACGGACAAACCGGAACAGGGAAGACGUUCACCAUGGAGGGCACUUCCGGCAACCGCGGCGUCAAUUACCGGACACUUGCAGAGUUGUUUAAAAUUUCUAACGAAAGGAGCGAUACGUUUACGUAUAACAUAUCAGUUAGUGUUCUUGAAGUUUAUAAUGAACAGAUUCGCGAUCUUCUUGCACCUCCAUCAACAACUUCAAAAAAGUUGGAGAUAAAGCAAGCUUCUGAAGGUUUUCAUCAUAUUCCUGGAUUGAUAGAAGCGAAAGUUGAAGAUGUAAAGGAAGUAUGGAAUGUUCUGCAAACAGGAAGCAGUGCUAGAGUUGUUGGAUCGAAUAAUGUAAAUGAACGUAGCAGUCGUUCUCAUUGCAUGCUUUGUAUUGUGGUAAGAGCAAAGAACUUGUUGAAUGGAGAGUGUACAAAAAGCAAGUUAUGGCUGGUGGAUUUGGCUGGAAGUGAAAGGAUUGGAAAGACUGAUGCUCAAGGUGAUAGGCUUAAGGAAGCACAAAAUAUUAAUAGAUCCCUUUCAGCUCUUGGAGAUGUCAUAUCUUCUUUAGCAAAUAAGACCAAUCAUAUUCCAUAUAGGAAUUCCAAGUUGACACAUUUACUUCAAGAUUCCUUAGGAGGGGACUCGAAAACAUUGAUGUUUGUCCAAAUUAGUCCCUCGGAGAAGGACUUGAGUGAAACAUUAAGUUCCUUAAACUUUGCAACAAGGGUGAGAGGGGUUGAAUUAGGUCAAGCUCGAAAGCAAAUUGAUACAAGUGAGCUUCAAAAACUUAAAACAAUGCUUGAUAAAACGAAGCAAGAAUCACAUUUGAAAGAUGAAUCGUUGAGGAAACUAGAAGAAAGCUUGCAAAAUGUUGAAACAAAAGUUAGAGGAAAAGAUCAGACAUAUAAAAACCAGUUGGAAAAGAUAAAGGAGCUUGAGGGAAAAUUGGAGAUGAAAAUUGGAUUGCAAUCUCAAUCAGAAAAAAAAGUUCUAAAUCUUUCUGAGAAAUUGAAGGCGAAAGAGGAAUCCAAUGAUGUCCUCCAACAAAAGGUUAAGGAGCUUGAAAGCAAAUUUGGAGAGCGGGAACAUUCAAAUUCAAUAACUUAUCAACAUAAGGUUAGAGACCUUGAAGACAAGUUGCAAACACAAGUUCAAGAAUCAAAAUCUUACUCCAACACCCUUCAAGAAAAGAUUGAUGAACUUGAAAAGAAGUGGAAAGAACAAAAACAGGAUUCCGAUUCCAUCUUGCUCCAUCACAAGAUUAAGGAGCUUGAAGAGAAGCUUAAAGAGCAAGAUGAAUUAAAAAACGAGAUGGAAGAACGUAUUUUAAAGAGUAGUAAUAUUAUGAACACUCAAAAGAUGCCUAGUUGCAAGAGGCCAAGUUUGCCAAGAAGAAAUGAUUUUGUGGGUAGUGAUAUAAAAAAGAAAAGGUUGUCAAGAAAUAGUGACGUGGAAAAUAUUGUCACUCCAUCAACUUAUUGUAAUACUGAAAAAGUGGGAAGGAAAUCAGAGGUCCCACGACCUCCAACAAGGAUGGUGAAUAAACCAACUUCAUCAUCCCGAAGGACUUUGCCUCAUGGAUUCAAAGAGAAAGAAACCAAGAAAAGGAUGUGGGCUUGAUAAGUAUCAUCUAUCAAAUCAAUGCGCCUGAUAUAUUUACUUAUAUGUAUCAGGCGCAUUGUAUGUAUGUAUCAGAUCGAUUGUGUACACAAUCGAUCUGAUACGUAUAGUUAAAAUACAUGUGUGUAUUAGGUAUUUGUGCAAGUGAGUUUGCUUUGAAUAUGAUUUGAAGUCGAUGUUGUUUAGGAACUUAUAUAUUUUAGGUAGAG